AUGACUGGUGCUAGACAACGUCAUCGUACUGCUUGUGUUGCAGUUGGAUUAAUAGCAAUGAUAGUCUUGGUGUGUCCUGCAAUGGCAUCACCUUUUAAUAAGCAAUCCGAUACUUUUAAAUCCAGCACUGGUGCUUUUGUUGAGAAAGUCUCUUAUUCUGAAGCAUUUGCCAAUAUGCCAAAACAGCUGCGUCAAGCCAAUUUCCAACAGGACUAUAGCAAAACAGUCGGUCAAUUCCAGUCUCGGUCUGGACCAUCAUAUGGACAGCAACAGCCUUUGCAGUCUAUGCACGGGACUGAGAAGCUUAUGCAGUAUCAGCCUGUAAAAGCACCGCCUGCAUUAAUGGAUCUCAUGAUGAAUUUGCUGAAUUAUACUCGGUCAGCAUAUUGCAUUGAUGGAUUGGAUACUUGGACAUGCACAACUUGUGGAGGUGCAACAGAACACACUACAAACAUCACUCUUAUUGGCAAUCCUACAUUCACUUCAUUUUGCUAUACUGCCGUACAUAUUCCUACCAGUCGCAUCAUUGUCUCGUUUAGAGGCUCUCAGAAUCUGGACAACUGGGUCAAGGACAUCACAACUGCACUACCUGACUCGCCAUUUCCCGAAUCCCCUCCUGGAGCACAAGUUCAUUUAGGAUUUCUACAGGCUUGGAAUCAGAUUAGAACAGAGGUUUUGGAUCAGGUCAAACUUCUUGCCAGUAGCUUUCCUGAUUUCGACAUUAUUGUUACAGGCCAUUCACUUGGAGGUGCCUUGACGACAAUGGCAUCCAUGGAAAUGGUCACAUUGCUUGGACUGGAUCCACAACGAAUUUUACUUUAUACCAUCAAUCAACCACGAACUGGAAAUUUCGAAUUCGUUCAAUGGGUAGCAUCGGUCAACUUUAAAGCUAUUCUACGGGUGGUGAAUCAAAACGAUGUUACCCCACACCUGCCUCCACUAUUUCUUGGUUUUUUUCAUCACCCAACCGAAAUAUGGGUCUCGAAUCGUGAUGGCACAACAUACGUAUGUCCAGCAACUGAGGAUAUGACAGCUUUGAAGAAUUCUAAAUCAAAAGUAGUGACCAAGCUAGACGAGGAAGAUGACCUUCCUGUCGAGAGCCAAGACUGUGCGAAUUCUCUAACAUUUGGGUUAGAUGUAUUGAAACACAUUUGGAUUUGGGAUAUCCCCAUUGGACGUCAUGCGUGCUAA
Messenger RNA from Batrachochytrium dendrobatidis JAM81, 1191 nucleotides. RefSeq lists its product as uncharacterized. The transcript is spliced from 2 exons. Bases 1 to 1191 code for a protein of 396 amino acids. Gene Ontology annotation, biological process: lipid metabolic process. NCBI's taxonomy places the organism in Eukaryota, Fungi, Chytridiomycota, Chytridiomycetes, Rhizophydiales. The record is from RefSeq and is a predicted model, not a curated record.